CCGAGGCCACUCGCCGCUUUAAAUAUGGAUCGCGGGCUGGCGCUCGCCGCACAGCUUCGGCCGCUUAGCCCAUCCCCGAGCCCGGCCCCGGCUGCAGCGUCGGUUCCCGGCAGCCACACGGAGAGCCGGGCGCACACGCGGGAACUGCGGGAGGCAGAGUAGAGCGGAGCCGCCCCGCCACCGCUGUCCCCUCCCCGAGGCCGUCCCCUCCGCUCCGCGUCGCCGACCCUCCGGCGGCCGCCCUCGCCCCUCGGCCGCCUCCCGAGCGCACGGCGCGCAGCCACCCACCCGGCGCCAAAGUUGCGACCGCUGCCCCGCGCGCUCCGCGACCGGCCGCGCCAACUUCCCAGCCCACGCCGCCCGGGUCCCCGCGCUCCCCCGCCUCCCAGCCCCGGCGGCGCGCGGGGCAGAGCUUAGGUGGCGGCGGCGGCCGAGGUGGCGGCGAAAGCGGCGGCGGCGGCAGCGGCGGCGGCCGCUGCAGCCUCACACUCGGUCGCCAAGCUGGAGGAGCGACGGAAGCCCGACCCCAGGAGGAUGGAGGAUGAAGCUGUCCUGGACAGAGGGGCUUCCUUCCUUAAACAUGUGUGUGACGAAGAAGAAGUAGAAGGUCACCACACAAUCUACAUUGGGGUCCAUGUGCCCAAGAGCUACCGGAGAAGGAGACGCCAUAAGAGAAAGGCUGGGCACAAGGAAAAGAAGGAAAAGGAAAGGAUCUCUGAGAACUACUCUGACAAAUCAGAUGUGGAAAAUGCGGAUGAAUCCAGCAGCAGCAUCCUCAAGCCGCUCAUCUCCCCGGCCGCAGAACGCAUCCGAUUCAUCUUGGGAGAGGAGGAUGACAGCCCAGCACCUCCUCAGCUCUUCACUGAACUCGAUGAGCUGCUGGCUGUGGAUGGACAGGAGAUGGAAUGGAAGGAGACAGCGAGGUGGAUUAAGUUUGAAGAGAAAGUGGAGCAGGGUGGGGAGCGAUGGAGCAAACCCCAUGUGGCCACCUUGUCCCUGCACAGCCUGUUUGAGCUGAGGACGUGUAUGGAGAAAGGAUCCAUCCUGCUUGACCGGGAGGCGUCUUCCCUCCCACAGCUGGUGGAGAUGAUUGCAGACCACCAGAUCGAGACAGGCCUACUGAAGCCUGACCUCAAGGAUAAGGUUACCUACACUCUGCUCCGGAAACAUCGACAUCAAACCAAGAAAUCCAACCUCCGAUCCCUAGCUGACAUUGGGAAGACGGUCUCCAGUGCAAGUAGGAUGUUUAGCAACCCUGAUAAUGGUAGCCCAGCCAUGACCCACAGGAAUCUGACAUCCUCCAGUCUCAAUGACAUUUCUGAUAAACCAGAGAAGGACCAGCUGAAGAAUAAAUUCAUGAAAAAACUGCCUCGUGACGCGGAAGCUUCCAACGUGCUCGUUGGGGAGGUGGACUUCUUGGACACUCCCUUCAUUGCCUUUGUCCGCCUCCAGCAGGCUGUCAUGCUGGGUGCCCUGACCGAGGUCCCCGUGCCCACAAGGUUCUUGUUCAUUCUCUUAGGUCCAAAGGGGAAAGCCAAGUCCUACCAUGAGAUUGGAAGAGCCAUCGCCACCUUGAUGUCUGACGAGGUGUUCCACGACAUCGCUUACAAAGCCAAGGAUAGACACGACCUGAUUGCUGGCAUUGACGAGUUUCUAGAUGAGGUCAUUGUCCUUCCACCUGGGGAAUGGGACCCGGCAAUCAGAAUAGAGCCUCCAAAGAGUCUCCCAUCAUCUGACAAAAGAAAGAAUAUGUACUCAGGUGGAGAGAACGUUCAGAUGAAUGGGGACACACCUCAUGAUGGAGGCCAUGGAGGAGGAGGACACGGCGACUGUGAGGAGCUACAGAGAACUGGCCGGUUCUGUGGUGGAUUAAUUAAGGACAUAAAGAGGAAAGCACCGUUUUUUGCCAGUGACUUUUAUGAUGCUUUAAACAUCCAGGCUCUCUCGGCAAUUCUCUUCAUUUAUCUGGCAACGGUAACUAACGCCAUCACUUUCGGAGGCCUGCUCGGGGAUGCCACCGACAACAUGCAGGGCGUGUUGGAGAGUUUCCUGGGCACUGCUGUCUCCGGAGCCAUCUUUUGCCUUUUUGCGGGUCAGCCACUCACCAUCUUGAGCAGUACAGGACCAGUUCUGGUGUUUGAGAGGCUCCUUUUUAACUUCAGCAAGGACCAUAAUUUUGACUACUUGGAGUUUCGUCUUUGGAUUGGCCUGUGGUCAGCCUUCCUGUGUCUCAUCCUGGUGGCCACUGAUGCCAGCUUCCUGGUUCAGUACUUUACGCGCUUCACGGAAGAAGGUUUCUCCUCUCUGAUCAGCUUCAUCUUCAUCUAUGAUGCUUUCAAGAAGAUGAUCAAGCUAGCAGAUUACUAUCCUAUCAACUCUGACUUCAAAGUGGGUUACAACACUCACUUCUCCUGUGCUUGCCUGCCACCAGAGCCAGUCAAUCUCUCCAUAUCUAAUGACACCUCAUUAGCCCCAGAGGACCUGCCGACUGUUUCUUCUACUGACCUGUACCAUAAUGCCACCUUUGACUGGGCCUAUUUGUCAAAGAAGGAGUGUGUGAAAUAUGGAGGACAGCUCGUGGGGAACAACUGUGACUUCGUGCCCGAUAUCACUCUGAUGUCCUUCAUCCUCUUCCUGGGUACUUACACCUCAUCUAUGGCUAUGAAGAAAUUCAAAACCAGUCGCUACUUUCCAACCACAGCAAGAAAACUGAUCAGUGAUUUUGCCAUUAUCCUGUCCAUUCUCAUAUUCUGUGUGCUAGAUGCCCUCGUCGGGGUGGACACUCCGAAGCUGAUUGUGCCAAGUGAGUUCAAGCCAACCAGUCCUAACCGGGGCUGGUUUGUCCCACCAUUCGGAGGAAACCCCUGGUGGGUGUGCCUGGCUGCCGCUAUUCCCGCUCUGUUAGUCACCAUCCUGAUUUUCAUGGACCAGCAAAUCACAGCUGUGAUUGUGAACAGGAAAGAGCAUAAGCUGAAGAAAGGAGCUGGGUACCACCUGGAUCUGUUUUGGGUGGCCAUCCUCAUGGUAGUGUGCUCCUUCAUGGCUCUCCCCUGGUACGUGGCUGCCACUGUCAUCUCCAUUGCCCACAUUGACAGUCUGAAGAUGGAGACGGAGACAUCUGCACCUGGAGAACAACCGAAGUUUCUGGGCGUGAGGGAACAGCGAGUCACUGGAACCCUUGUGUUUAUUCUGACUGGCCUGUCUGUCUUCAUGGCUCCCAUCUUGAAGUUUAUCCCCAUGCCUGUUCUGUACGGCGUGUUCCUGUAUAUGGGCGUGGCCUCGCUUAACGGUGUGCAGUUCAUGGACCGUCUCAAGCUGCUUCUGAUGCCCCUGAAGCAUCAGCCUGACUUCAUCUACCUGCGCCACGUCCCCCUCCGCCGCGUCCACCUGUUCACCUUCCUGCAGGUGCUGUGCCUGGCUCUGCUCUGGAUCCUCAAGUCAACGGUGGCUGCAAUUAUCUUCCCCGUCAUGAUCCUGGCCCUGGUAGCUGUCAGAAAAGGCAUGGACUACCUCUUCUCCCAGCAUGACCUCAGCUUCCUUGAUGAUGUCAUUCCAGAGAAGGACAAGAAAAAGAAAGAGGAUGAGAAGAAAAAGAAAAAGAAGAAAGGAAGUUUGGAUAGUGACAAUGACGAUUCUGACUGCCCAUACUCAGAAAAGGUCCCCAGUAUUAAAAUUCCAAUGGACAUCAUGGAACAGCAACCCUUCCUAAGUGAUAACAAACCCCUGGACAGAGAAAGAUCCUCAACAUUCCUUGAACGCCACACAUCAUGCUGAUAAAAUUCCUUUCCUUGAGUCGCUGGGUUUACCCAGUCCUCCAAGAACUCCAGUGAAAGUCGUGCCUCAAAUUAGAAUCGAAUGUGAGCCUGAAGACAACGAUUAUCUUUGGAGGAGCAAGGGAACAGAGACCACAUUGUAACCUGUUUGUCCUUCUCAAAACUGACACUUCUGUUGUUAACUGUUCUAAUUUUUUUGUCUAUGUAUUUUAAAAAACUUUUGUUCAGUCACUAGCUGAAUAAUACAGUCAUUUUCUAUGCUUCUCUCUUGCAUAGGUAAAAAUCAACACAAUAGUGUCCCUUUCCUUU
Messenger RNA from Apodemus sylvaticus (European woodmouse), 4082 nucleotides. RefSeq names its product solute carrier family 4 member 4 (gene Slc4a4). The record is from RefSeq and is a predicted model, not a curated record. Gene Ontology annotation, molecular function: solute:inorganic anion antiporter activity; monoatomic anion transmembrane transporter activity; sodium:bicarbonate symporter activity. Lineage: Eukaryota; Metazoa; Chordata; Mammalia; Rodentia; Muridae. The transcript has 26 exons. The coding region runs from base 535 to 3774 and encodes 1079 amino acids. Gene Ontology annotation, biological process: regulation of intracellular pH; bicarbonate transport; monoatomic anion transport. Gene Ontology annotation, cellular component: basolateral plasma membrane; plasma membrane.